UGAAGUCAGAGAUUACUGCCUAUGUUUUCUUCUAAGUGUUGUAUGGUUUCAGGUCUCACAUUUUGUGUUUAAUCCAUUUUGAACUUUUUUGUGUGUGUAGUGUAAGAAAGAAGUCCACUUCCCUCUUUCACAUGAGUUGUCCACUUUUCCCAGCACCAGUUAUUGAAGAAACUUUCUUUCCACAUUGCAUAUUCUUGCCUCCUUUCUCAUAGAUUGACUGUAUACCCAUGGAUUAUUUUGAGAAGUGAGAGAGAAAAUGCCAUAACAGAUAUCCACAGCAUUUUCUGUUAAAAAUAUGCAGAUACAUGCUUAGGAAAUUUUCCCAAGAUUAUGUGGCAAUCUUGUUGGGCUAGGGCAAUGUCAGGCAUGGUUAGGAUGAUUGUCCCCAAUUUAUACCCUUUUUCACCUGGUGAUAUUCUCAGAUUUAGCAGGUAUUCUUCAAAUGAAAUCUCAAAUCUAAAUAAAUGUUUUGUAGCUGCCACUUUUUCUGUCUCACUCUAGUAUAAAGCAGAUUUACAAUUUACAUUUGUCAGUUGUUUCAGGUUGUAAAUAUAACUGCCUACAUUGGCUGUCCUUAUGCUGUCCCGACUUUGAAGUGCCCAGCUGGCAAACAUGGACACACCAUAGAAAUAAAUGUAAGAAUCUUGCUUGAAUGCAUACAGAUGCAUGUGUGUUCAGAAGAGUGGAAACCUGAGACAGUAGCAGAGAGUGAAGUACAAUUUGGGGGCAGAAACUCUCCCCAGUUUUCUGGAAGGUCCUCAGAGUUAGGAGCAGAAGCCUCUCUAUGAAAUGAGUGAAGGAGAAAACAGACUUUGUAGGGGAUUUCUGGUGAAGUUAGGACUGUCUGGGACCAACAUGCAUGCUUUAAGAUAUUGGUGCACAUUUUAGAUGUCAAUUGUAAUGUGUCAUACUGGGGACUGGGGGAUGCUUGUUUUCUCUGAAUAGCUAAAAGAAUCAGGGAAGAGUCUAGGAUAUAGGGGCAGAAGGGGUAAUCUGCUUAGAGUCCGAGAUGUUUUCUUGAAACCUAGACUUGGGGCCUUUGAGGAGGCAGUCUUGGUAUUGAAAACCUGUGAUUGGUGAGAUUUCAGGUGUCCUCAUUAAGCAAAAAGUUUCAAAAGUUCUGACACUUAAUUGGUCAAAAAUGGGAAUAACUAAAAGUUUGUUCUGCUUUCUGCAGUCUGAUUGCUUAGGGACGCCCUGAACCUGGCGUCCUAAUUAAGAACAGGUACCUCAGUGACUAAGUCCCCUUGGGAAGGAGGGUAGUAAGGGUGAAGAAGAGAGAAACCCUCAGUUCCCUGAACGCUGUUAUUUCUUGACUUUUUCCUAAGCUCCUCCCAAAAAAGUUGCUCUGGCUCCUGAGCAGUAACUAGAUAGGAGUUAGCCUUAGCUGAGCCCUGGAGAGCCUGAGAAGUGGUGGAGAGACCCCUCCAUGAAGGUGAGUGUCUUCUCAUGGUUGCUUUCUGCCAAGGAAUCAGUAGGAGAAGAUCAAGUAUGGAGUUCUGGGCUUGGCUGCCUGCAAGAAGGAGGCCUAGCUUCUGAGGGGUAGAAUAGUGGAGCAGCAGAAUUGAGAGGCUCAUCUCCAAAUCCCCUACACAGCAGAGAGCAGAUUCAAUUCUUCUCUGUCCCAGUACUAAGAACAGUCACUGCUAACAUUCUUCUGUAUUUUUUUCAGCUAGUGCUCAUUAUGUAGACAUUAUAUAAAUGUAGAUCACUGAGAGCUAUCCCAACAGUUCUGUCCUUGACCUGUUUUCCCAUUAUUCCAGCCCACAAAAGCUUAGAGGAGGUGACAUGAAUAAGGAAAGUGAGGAAGGGAAAAUGGUAAUGUGAGCCAUGAAAUCAAAUAAAGAAGAGUAGGCUCCACAGGGUAUGGCCCAACUACUUUAAUGAGCAUCAAGUACUAUUUAACCAUAUAGCACACAUCCAAGCAACCAUCAUGUAGGGAAAUUUAUCAGCAUGACUUUAUAGCUCAACAAUAAUAUAGAUAUACAUGUCCUUGCCUUCAUAGAGUUUAUAUUCUAGUAUCAUAGAUGAACAAAGAAUACAUGAAAUUGGUUUCCUGUCCUUCUUCCUUGCCUUAUAUUUAUUCCAGCAUGAUGAAUAGACUAGCAUCAUAAUUGUACUUACUUGUCUUGUAUAUAAUCUGGCAUCCACCAUUCCCUUGAAUGUAAGCUCCACAGGGCAGGAAUUUUUGUUUGUUCUAUCCACUGCUGAAUUUGCUUAAUGUUCAAUGAAGGAAUGAAAUUAGUAUACAUAUCAUAUCAGGUAAUAAAAAGUGCUACAAAGAAUGGUAAAGUCCAAAAAUGAACAAGUUAUUCCUAAUUGGUGUAGGGUUACUGGAUAUAAUCCUCUGAGGAGAUGACAUUUGAGUAAUGGGAUGAAUAAAGUGAGAGGUCGAGAUCCAGACAUCCACAGGGGCUACUGGCCUCAGAUCUAUCCUUGUUAGGGACAGGUGCCACCUUUCCUCUCUCCCAACAUUUUGCAAAGCACAUGGGUUUAGGGAAGAAUGAUUCUGCCCUGGGAAAUUAUCUCCAGAGAGCUCCAGAGCUCUCAUUUGUAGAUGUGUCUGCUCUGUACCAUGGAAGUUUACACUCUGGGGAGAGCAGGGGUGUUGGUCUUAGUCCGCUGCUGCUUUUCUACUACCCCAAGUUGGGUCUAGACAAUACCAGUAAGGAUGACGUGUAGGGUUCAAUGUUCCCUGAUCUGACCAUCACCUAGAACACCCUUGUGUCAUCUGCUACAGUUAACAUAAGAAGAAUGACAUGGUCCCCGGACUGGUGUGGCUGAUCAACACAGCUUCAUAAGUGGUCAAACACUCUUAUCCUCUGUCCCUGGAGAGAAGACCUAUCCUGUGGUGUAAAAAGACAGAGAAUGUUUUCUUAUCCUCAGUAGCGAUUCAGGAGUCUUCCCCUAUUCCAGACAGGCAGACUUGUGCUAGAUUGAAGGUGAUCACAUUUAUGUCUGACCUUGUGCAGAGCAUUGCAGUCGGGGCAUGUCACCAGGUUUUCAGGUUGAAAAUAUUUUCUCAUCCUAACCUGUCUUCCUUCUCUUUGGAGAACAGGACUAUGUGGCGCCAUGUUACCAGUCUUUGAUGUCUAGAUUUUACAAGGAGCAGAAAAAAGGAGUAAAUGAUGAACAAUUUCUCUAGUGCCACUGAGUUCUGCCUUCUAGGCUUUCCUGGGUCCCAAGAACUACACCACAUUCUUUUUGCCAUAUUCUUUUUCUUCUACUCAGUGACAUUAAUGGGAAACACAGUCAUCAUUGUGAUUGUCUGUGUGGAUAAACGUCUGAAGUCUCCCAUGUAUUUCUUCCUUGGUCAUUUGUCUGCCUUGGAGAUCCUGAUCACAUCCAUCAUCAUGCCCAUGAUGCUUUGGGGAUUGCUGCUUCCUGGGAUGCAGACAAUAUCUCUGGCUGCAUGUGUCACCCAGCUCUUCCUGUACCUUGCUGUGGGGACCACAGAGUUGGUGUUACUGGGAGCGAUGGCUGUGGACCGUUACGUGGCUGUCAGUAACCCUCUGAGGUACAACAUCAUUAUGAACAGCCACACCUGCAUCUGGGUGGUCAUUGUGUCAUGGGUGUUUGGGUUCCUCUGUGAAAUAUGGCCAGUCUAUGCCACAUUUCAGUUUACCUUCUGCAAGUCAAAUCUGUUAGACCACUAUUUUUGUGAACGCGGGCAACUGCUCAAACUAUCCUGUGGUGACACUCUUUUCACAGAGUUUGUUCUCUUCUUAAUGGCUGUUGUCGUCAUUAUUGGUUCACUGACCCCAACAAUAGUCUCCUACACCUACAUCAUCUCUACCAUCCUCAAGAUCCCCACAGCCUCGGGCCGGAGGAGAGCCUUCUCUACGUGUGCUUCUCACUUCACCUUUGUUGUGAUCGGCUAUGGCAGUUGCUUGUUCCUCUAUGUGAAACCUAAGCAAACACAGGCUGCUGAGUACAACAAGAUAGUUUCCCUGUUUAUUUCUGUGGUAACCCCUUUCCUGAACCCUUUCAUCUUCACCCUGAGGAAUGACAAAGUCAAAGAGGCCCUUCGGGAUGGUAUGAAACGCUGCUGUCGACUGGUCAAGGAUUAAAUCUCUCUACAUCAGUUUUGGGUGGCAAUGUCUUCACUAUAAAUUAUUCACUAACCUAGAAAACCCUAGCUCCUCUCUUAUAAUUAUCAUCUUUUCAAAGAUCAAUUUUGUACAACCUCCAAUCUGUGCUGUUGGAGAAGACAAGACAGAUAAAAAUGAAGCCUAUUCUCUGCACACUAGAAUCUCUUUCCUCAGUUUGUGAUGGUUCCCUUCUUGAACCAUGGAGGCAAAUCUUUGGGAAGUGGGAUGAUUAACGAAAGGUAAUACACACAUGUUUAUAGCUCUGUAUCCUUGAAUUCAUUCUCCUACAAUGCAUUUUUGAGGAUGUAUUUCCUAGGGAAGGAAGAAUGUGGGAAGAAGGGGUGGGGAGGCAUCUGGCAUAAUCAGUCCCAAGGGGCAGAGGCUCACUUUGUUUCUUUAUCAACUGUUGUAGAGAUUUUCCUGUAUUUUGUGCAAUUUCUUGACGCAAUGGCUGUAUGCACUUUAAAUAUUCUAUGGUUCUCCUUUCUCUGCUGGUUUUUCUCUGCUGGCCCCAUUGCUAGUGCAAAGUACAUACAAUGUUACAUACUCUUUGCCACAGAACCAAUCUAGAGUGGAGAUAUGGGGAUUGGAAUAUUUUCCUUUUAGUAAGUAUUAGUGAUGUAAAGAUAUGAAAUAUUUUGGGACAUAUUGGUAUUGGGACGUAUGGGGAUUGAGACAAGUAAGAAUUAAAUGACUAAUUCUAGAGAAAGCAUCCUGUGUUGUACAACUGCUUAAAUCUACUAUGUUUGUUGAGACUACUUCCAGACUCAGACUUUAGGCUUCAUGAUGCUUGUGGUUCUUUGUCUCUGAAAUCCAAGUGUCUCAGUACCCUGUCAUAGAUUUUCCCUAUGGGGAGCACCACAGAAAUAAGAAGCUAUCCUCUCAACUUGCAGCUCUUCAGGAAUAUAAGUCAUGGUUUUAUGACAAUGCAAGUGUAGGAAGCUCAUCAUGUUGGAGCAAGGUAUUUGAAGGAAGGAGGAAUUUAAAAGUAUUUUCAUU
Felis catus (domestic cat) is the source of this 5090-nucleotide messenger RNA. Its product is annotated as olfactory receptor 9A4-like. The record is from RefSeq and is a predicted model, not a curated record. Bases 3126 to 4070 code for a protein of 314 amino acids. The transcript has a single exon. Gene Ontology annotation, molecular function: G protein-coupled receptor activity; olfactory receptor activity. Gene Ontology annotation, biological process: G protein-coupled receptor signaling pathway. Gene Ontology annotation, cellular component: membrane. Lineage: Eukaryota; Metazoa; Chordata; Mammalia; Carnivora; Felidae.